Blepharisma stoltei is the source of this 1378-nucleotide messenger RNA. The record is from the annotation of a GenBank genome assembly. Lineage: Eukaryota; Ciliophora; Heterotrichea; Heterotrichida; Blepharismidae.
AUGGAAUGCUGAAAGGAAGGAUGCAAAAAUAAAGUCAAAGUUCUCUGCAAAUGUGUGGAUCCUGUCCUCUACUCUUGCAAAAUCCACAUUUCUAAGCAUGUUCAAGCAGCUUCUUUUGAAGAGCACAAGCUUGAACCCUUAAAAUUAAAACCAAAUCAAAAAUAUAAGGAAGCCCUAAUUGAAGAACUGCAUAAAUUAUCAAAAGAAUUGCUUGAUAUAAAAGAAGACCUAAUCAAAGAUACAUAUAAGAAAAUAGAAGAAUUAGAAUUUUCACUUAUCAAAGCACUAGAAAACAUUGAACAAAUAAGACUAAACCAAGCCGAUUUAAUUCGAAAGAUUGACUCGGUAAAAAAAUUACCAAAAAUAAAUCCAAAUCCACUUGAAAGGCUAUUAAGUUUAGAUCCAGAAAGUGCCCGAAAAAAGCUGAAUGAGUUUGGAUGCAGUUUUAAUCGUUCCGAUUUUGAAGUGAACAAAAAUGACAGAACUGAUGCUGUUGAAAACAAUGAAAUUGUAUACUUCGUUAACUAUUUUUUUAUUUUUAUGGCAUAAUCAAAAAUAUUUGUAUUCGCUAAAGAGUGGUUUGCUUAAAAGCAGAAAGCUGAAAAUUUUAAAACAAUGAUUAAAUAUUUUAAUGAGACAUAUUUUUAGGGGAGGUACAAAAAACUCGGUUAGAGUAAAUUUGACUAAUUUUUCAAAGUCUGAGCAGCAGAUAGACAUUUUUCAAAACAAUGCAAGUCAUAAUAAUAUUUCUAUGUGUCUUCUUCCUGAUAAGUCUAUAUUUUGCUAUGGCAAUUAUCCUUCAUCCGGAACAGCAUUUAUAUUGUAUCCAGAUAACACGAUUAAACAGCUAUCAGAUGGAGAUCCAUCAAGAGGUAUGGGCGCUGUUUAUCAUGAUGACUUUAUUUACUUAUUUGGAGGGUGAAAAGCUAAAGGUAAGGCAUGGAAUAAAGCAGCAAAAUAUGAGCUAUCAACUGAUAGGUGGUACAAAGUUUGCCCUCUGAACCAAAAUCUAAGUCGUAUUUCAUGUAUCGCAGGAAAUUAUGGAAUCGCAUUUAUUAGCUAUGAAAGUAGUAAACUAUAUUUAUAUAACCACAAGCAAGAUAUUUAUAGUGAAAUUUAUCUCAACUUUGCAGUUAAUAUUAACAAAGUCUUGAUGCAAGCAGAAAAUCGAUUAUUUUUAAUCGAAUCCUCGUACAAUAUAUAUGAAAGUGAGCCAAAUCAACUAAGCAAUUGGAAAAAUAUAGGAACAUCGAGGAUUAGCUAUGGGAGAGCAGCAUAUCAAGUUUAUUUCAAUCAAAGAUGCUAUUUCAUGGACAGAGAUUGUAAAGUAUAUAAAUUUGAUAUGAACAGCUUACAAUUGACGAUGACUCAGGUAUAA